AUGGACCAAAUUCCACAGACUUUUAUCGACACUAUCAAAGCACUCACUCACAAUGAUAUCAAUGUCAUCAGAGAAGCAGAGGCAAAGUUCAACACCUACAAGGCACAACCCGAUCAACUCAUUGGAUGUCUCUUGUUCAUGAUGGUCAACUCCACAGAUCCAUUGUUGAAAGAAUUCUCUGCAAUUUUGGUUCGUCCACUUCUCUCACCAGGUGACAAGAACUCACUCUGGGAAAAGAUCUCGGUAUCCACACAAGAGAGCGUCAAGGUUCAGUUGAUCGAAUUGUUGAAGGCCGACAUCUCAAAGACAUCAAGAAGCAAGGUUGUAAACAUCAUUGCCUCGCUCGAAAUACAAAAUGAAAAACCACAACUAAUUCAUCAACAUCUCCUUCCGACACCACCAACAUUCAUUAAUUGUAAAUCAGUUCAAAUUUAUGUAGAUUCAAGCAAAUCAUAUAGUUCAAAUUGUGGUAACACUCCACAAACAGCAUGUCCAGAUAUAUUGACUGGUUUGACUGUUUUUAGAAAUGGUUCAAACACCGGUGCUUCAUCUUUGAUUCUGAGUUUGGCAGCUGCUACUUACACAGGAUCAAAUAAUAGCUUCAUAAAUAUCAACAUUGGUGAAACUGUUUCCAUUGUUGGAUCAUCAACAGAUCCAAGUUCUUUUGCCACUGUUGAUCUUCAAUCAAAUAGUAAUUUUAUAUCCAUUACUGAUGCUGUGUCAACAGGAGAUUCAACUACAACUCUAAAGAUCAGUAAUUUAGAUAUUAUCAAUGGAAAGAGUUCAACUCAAAACGGUACUGUUGUCAAUGUUAAUACCAAAUCUACCUCCACAGUAAACAACAAUGCCAAUUACGGAUCUGUUUUCUACACUGAUACUCCAGGUGAUGCAAUCAUUAACAACUGCCAAUUUAUCAACAACAAAGUUGUAUUCGAUUCAAUUGUCUACUCUUUGUAUGCAACUACAAGUUUUUCCAAUCUUACAUUCACCGACAAUCAUGCCACCAAUUCAAUCAUUACACUAGAUUCCAAUAUCGGAGAUAGUACAAUUUCCAAUACCCCGAGUGUUACCUUGAUCGAUAGUUUAAAGUUAUUCAACAACACACUUAGUUCCAACUCCAAAGGUUUUCUUUCAUCUAUUAACAACUAUAUAUCAAUAGAUGAAUCUGUCUUCCAAUUUAAUACUGGUUCAACAGCAAUAUACUUUGUAUCUACAAAAGGAUCUAAUUUCCUUUUAAUAUCUGAUAGUAACUUUAUUUCCAACAGUGGUGCUAAAGAUGGUGGUGCUAUCUACCAAAGCGGAGGAACAUCAGAUAUCUCGAAUACAACAUUCAAUGAGAAUAAAAGUCAAAACAAUGGAGGUGCUUUGUUUUUAACAAACUAUGUUGCUUCCACUUUGAAGACAGUGUCACUCACUAAUAACACUGUGAUUGGCAGUGGAUCAGGUAGUUCUAUCUUUACCAACUCAGCAUCAAACACUCUAUCUUUGACCAGUGUCUCAUUUACCAGUCAAUCAAACUCAACCUCAUCCAUCUACUGUAAUUCAACAUCAAUCUAUUUAUACAGUAUUAAAUAUGAUAAUGUUGCACCAGUGAUUGCUUGUUCCACAAACAAAUCAUGUUUAGUUCACAGUGAUGGUAUUAUCGGUCAACAUUGUGAUAAUGUUGUGAACUCUAGUGAUGAACCAAACACCAGCAGCAGCAGUGACAACAGACAUAGCAGUAGCAGUGAUAAUCAUCAUCCAGACAAUGAUAAAAACGGAUUAUCAGGUGGUGCAAUAGCAGGUAUUGUCAUAGGUGUAAUAGUUGCAAUUGGUUUAAUCGGUGCUGCUGUAUUCUUUGUUCUCAAGAGAAGAAAUCGUUCACAAUAUUCAAAUACCUCCACAUCAGUAACAAGCAAUGACAAUGUCACCACAACAAACUCCACAUUUCAACACUAUAGAAUAACACAACAACAACAACGACAAUCUACAGGCAAACCGAUCUACAUAUUACCACCACACCAAUAUCAACAGCAAUUUGACAAUCAAAUCCAUGUUCAACAACAUAUCCUAAUAUGUUGUAAGAAGCAUAGGUUGUGCGGAGUUUGUAAAGAUGCUAAUUUAAUUGCAGAUGCAAUAGGAAAUCAAUUGGAAAUUAGGUCACUUGAAUGCUAUAUUUUUGUAUUUUAA
Messenger RNA from Heterostelium album PN500, 2169 nucleotides. RefSeq lists its product as uncharacterized. NCBI's taxonomy places the organism in Eukaryota, Evosea, Eumycetozoa, Acytosteliales, Acytosteliaceae. The transcript is spliced from 8 exons. The coding region runs from base 1 to 2169 and encodes 722 amino acids. The record is from RefSeq and is a predicted model, not a curated record.